Molecule: messenger RNA, 5257 nt
Organism: Megalobrama amblycephala (Wuchang bream)
Lineage: Eukaryota; Metazoa; Chordata; Actinopteri; Cypriniformes; Xenocyprididae
Gene: c3a.5
Product: complement C3
Exons: 43
Coding region: 112-5061 (1649 amino acids)
Cellular component (GO): extracellular region
Molecular function (GO): protein binding; endopeptidase inhibitor activity
Source: RefSeq, a predicted model, not a curated record
AUUUCCUAUGUCGGUCAUUUUUGACUGCAAAGAAGGUUGAGGUACCUCUUGGAUGAGAACAUCAUUCUGGAUGUGAUACAGUCACUAACAGAGACAAAGGUGCAGGUGAACAUGAUGCAUGUGGACGUAGUGACACUGACUGCCAUCGUUCUGUGCUUUCCUUUGUUCACAUUAUGUACCCCACUAUAUGUUUUGUCAGCUCCUAAUUUGCUGAGAGUGGGUUCCUCAGAGAACGUGUUUGUGGAGGCUCAGGAUCACACUGGAGGAAACCUGAACGUAAGGAUCAUAGUAAAGAACCACCCAAAGAAGAACCUGGAAAUACUGUCCAAAUCAGUGACACUGACUGCAGACAACAAUUACCAGAUCCUUACCGAUAUAAAGAUCCCAGGUGAUCAGAACUACUUCUCUGAUGAUCCUCUGGAGAAGCAGUAUGUGUAUCUACAAGCUCAAUUUCCAUCCAGCACUCUGGAGAAAGUGGUCAUGGUCUCAUUCCAGUCUGGAUAUAUAUUUGUACAGACAGACAAGCCCAUCUACACGCCUGCUAGCACAGUAAAUUACAGGGUCUUCUCCUUAACUCCUGAUCAACAUCCAUUUGAUGGAGUUUCUGUCUCAGUCGAUAUCAUGAAUCCUCAAGGCAUCACACUCGACAGAGAUAAGUUCCUUCCAAGGGGAGGCAUCAGGACUGAAAACUUUCCUUUGCCUGAAAUUGCCAGUCCUGGGGUUUGGAAGUUGAUUGCAAAGUACUCAAAUACACCACAAAAGAACUUCACUACUGAGUUUGAAGUUAUGGAAUAUGUGUUGCCGAGCUUUGAAGUGACCUUAAAUCCAAGAAAACCCUUCUUCUAUGUGAAUGAGCGCUCUCUGACAGUAGACAUAUCAGCUAAGUACCUGUUUGGUAAUAAGGUUAGAGGAAGUGCUUUUGUGGUGUUUGGUGUGGUAGACAAUGAGAAGAAAAUCAGCAUUGCUGCCUCACUGCAAAGAGUUCAGAUAUUUGAUGGAGAAGGAGAGGCAGAGUUGACAAGAACAAUGAUCAAGGAAAAUUUCCCAGACAUCCUCCAGCUAGUUGGGAAGUCUCUUUACAUUUCAGCCAGUGUUUUAACAGAAACUGGCAGUGAAAUGGUGGAAGCUCACAGGAGAGGCAUUCAGAUUGUGACAUCACCGUACACCAUCCACUUCAAAAGAACACCACAAUUCUUCAAACCUGGGAUGUCCUUUGAUGUCUCGGUCUAUGUAACAAAUCCUGACCAGACACCUGCUAAAAAUGUGGAAGUUGAGGUCAAUCCUGGAGGGGUCAGAGGCAGAACUAAAGCCAAUGGCAUAGCGAAGGUUACCAUCAAUACUCAGGGAGGAUCUUCCACACUGGAGAUCACUGCAAAGACCAAAGAUCCACUAUUAAGCGAUGAUCAGCAGGCAACAAAAAAGAUGACGGCUCAGGCAUACACGCCCAAAGGCGGCUCCAACAACUACCUGCACAUCGGCAUUGAUACUGCAGAGCUUCAGAUCGGUGAUCAAAUGAAAGUCAAUUUGAAUCUGGGAAACAGCCCUGGCGUAAUAAACCAGGAUUUCACCUAUAUGAUCUUGAGUAAAGGUCAGAUCGUUCAAGCAGACAGGUUUAAGAGGAAAGGACAAUCUCUGGUGACUCUGUCUCUGCUUGUAACCAAAGACAUGGUGCCGUCCUUCCGCUUCGUGGCUUAUUACCAUGUGGGCACGUCUGAGGUGGUUUCUGAUUCAGUCUGGGUCGACGUGAAGGACACGUGCAUGGGAACGCUCAAAGUCGAGGUGAAGGACCAGGCGCAAUAUGGCCCUGGAGAUCAGCUCAGCCUGAAAAUAACUGGAGACCCCGGAGCUAUAGUUGGGCUGGUCGCUGUAGAUAAGGGUGUAUAUGUCCUUAAUGACAAGAACAGACUCACUCAGACUAAGAUCUGGGACAUCAUAGAGAAACAUGACACCGGCUGUACGGCAGGAAGUGGAAGGGACAGUAUGGGGGUUUUCAGUGAUGCAGGACUGAUAUUUGAGUCCAGCACUGCAGGAGGAACAAACACCAGAACAAAUACAGAGUGUCCUGUCCCGUCUAAGAGAAAACGGCGAGCUGAGAGUCUUCUGCAGCUCACCACUACUUUGGCUGGCAAAUACUCUGGGGAACUGAAGAAGUGCUGCGUGGAUGGCAUGCAAGAAAAUGACCUUGUCUACACAUGUGAACGGCGAGCCAGCUUCAUCUUAGAUGAAGAAGAAUGUGUCCAGGCCUUCCUGCAUUGCUGCAAAGAGAUCAAAGACCACCGGACAAAGUACUCGGGCGAGGAUGAGAUGUUUCUGGCCCGCAGCGAGGAAGAUGAAUUUGAUGAUCAACCAGAUGACGUGUUGGUACGUACACAGUUUCCUGAAAGCUGGCUCUGGGAGGACAUCACUCUACCUACUUGUCCUUCAAACCAGUUGUGUGAUGAAACGACUGCCUUAAGGACUGGAAUAUAUCUGAAAGACUCCAUCACAACCUGGCAGAUCACAGCCAUCAGCCUGUCCAAGACCCUCGGAAUAUGUGUGGCAGAUCCUUAUGAGAUCACCGUUAAAAAGGAUUUUUUUAUUGAUCUAAGGAUGCCUUAUUCAGUGGUGCGGAAUGAACAAGUGGAAAUAAAGGCUAUUGUUCACAAUUACAGCAAUCAGAAGAUUAAAUCAGUGCGUAUCAAAUUCAAGACUUCAGAGGGUAUUUGCAGCAGCGCCAGAAAAAAGCAGAACAGCAGGAUAACAGUUGCCGUCGGCCCCAUGUCCUCCACAGCCGUUCCUCUCAUCAUCAUCCCCAUGGAUAUCCAUGAGCAAUGGAUUGAAGCUGAAGCAUACAGCUCCAAUCGCAAUGACGCGAUUAGAAAGAAUCUGAAGGUGGUGUCUGAAGGUGUGUUAACCGAAGUGGAAGAGCGAGUUGUGGAGAUCAACCCCUCUGAGCACCCAGACGGCGUGCAGGUCGUGGCGAUGAGGAGUGACAUCCCACGUCGAAGGGUUCCCAACACACCUGCUUCCACACUGAUCACAGUGAUAGGUGAAGAGAUAACGCGUACAGUCGAGCAGGCCAUCAGUGGACAUUUUAUGGGUCAACUCAUUGUCCAGCCCCAUGGAUGUGGAGAGCAGACCAUGAUCAGUAUGACUCUACCUGUCAUUGCCACUCAUUAUCUGGACAGCACCAAGCAGUGGGAGGCUGUUGGCAUAGACCGCCGUAAUGAAGCCGUUAAACAUAUCAACACAGGUUAUCAGCUGGAGUUGACUUUCCGUAAAUCUGACGGGUCCUAUGCUGCCUGGUUACACCGGCCGAGUAGCACAUGGCUGACAGCAUAUGUGGCGAAAGUGUUCGCGAUGGCCAGCGAUCUGAUCGUCAUAGAGGAGAAUGUGAUCUGCAGCGCCCUCAAAUGGCUGGCCAUAAACAAACAGCUGCCAGACGGCACAUUUAAAGAAGAUGCCCCUGUGUAUCACAGCGAGAUGGUUGGUAACGUACGGGGAAAAGACGCUGAUGCCUCACUAACUGCAUUUGCCCUAAUUGCCAUGCAAGAGGGGCACAAGAUCUGUGCUCGAUCUGUCCAAAGUCUUCAGAACAGCAUAAACAGAGCUGUUAAUUACCUGACGCUGAGAGUUCACAGUCUGACCAGCACUUAUGCUGUCGCUAUAACUUCUUAUGCUUUGGCCCAUGCUGGAAAACUGGAAAAAGACAUCCUGAUGAGUCAUUCCACCGAAAGCAAAGAUGGCAUAUAUUGGCAAGUUCCUGGGCAGCACCAUCACUCUCUAGAGGCCACAGGUUAUGCAGUUCUUGCCCUGGUGAUGGCGAAAGAUUUUGAGAAAGCCGGAAAGGCAGUGCGUUGGCUGGGAAAGCAACAAACCCGCUUCGGAGGUUAUGGCACCACUCAGGCAACAAUCAUGGUGUUCCAAGGCGUGGCUGAGUAUCGCAUCCAGGUUAAGAAGGUAGACAUUAAUUUGGACCUGGAGCUGGCUGUGCAGGAGAGAUCAAACAACAAGAAGAUCGCUAUAAGACAUUCCAACCUUAAUCUUGCACGCUCUGACAAGUUCGACAUUACGAAGAGCUUCAACAUCACCGCUCAAGGGACUGGGGUGGCCAUGCUCUCGGUGUUUUCUCUGUAUUAUGCUCUGCCUGAAGAGAAAGACGAUGACUGUAAUGUGUUUGAUCUCAGUGUGACCAUGGACAAACAGGAUGAAGUGUCCUAUGAUGGAGCCACUGAAAGUUAUAAACUUACCAUUGAAUACAUUUUCAAGGACCCGUUAAGAAGCUCAACCAUGUCUAUUUUGGACAUUGGCCUGCUGACAGGGUUUAAAGUGGAUGAACGUGAUCUUUCAAAGUUGUCUUCUGGUAAGGAUAAGUACAUUCAGAGCUUUGAGUUGAACAAGGAGCUGUCAGAGCGAGGAUCUCUUAUCAUCUACAUAGAUAAGGUUUCUCAUAAAGAGACGGAAAGAAUUGUUUUCAGAGUUCACAAGAUCAAUGAAGUGGGAAUGCUGCAGCCUGCCGGCGUCACUGUGUACGAGUACAACACUCCAGAUAAGCGUUGUGUGAAGUUCUACCAUCCUCAUAAGAAAGACGGUGCAUUGAACAGACUCUGCAGUGAGGAGCUGUGCCAGUGUGCGGAAGAGAACUGCAGUUUGCAAAAGAAUGGAAAGAUUGAUGAGGACAAUCGUGAAGAAAAGGCCUGUGAACAUGAAGUGGAAUAUGUUUAUAAAACCAGGCUGUUGCAAAUGAGCUUCUCACUGCACGCAGACAUCUACAACAUGACAGUUGAACAAGUGCUAAAGGAAGGCACUGAUCCAGAUGCUGAAGGGAGUAUGAGGUCAUUCUUGGCUCAUCCUUACUGUAGAGACUUUCUGAAAUUUGAAAGAGGCAAGACGUACCUGAUCAUGGGCCAAACCAAGACCCUUCCAAAGAUUGGUGGAAAGUUGCGGUACCACUUGGGUGAAGACACCUGGAUUGAAUACUGGCCGUCAGACAAGGAAGGCCAGACGGCCGAACAUCGAGCAAAGUAUAUCGGCCUCACCUCGCUCGCCAACAAGCUCAGCCGAUUUGGAUGCUCCACAUAAGCAUUUUCAUGAGCUGAAAUUCAUUUACUAAUCUUUUAAUUCUAGUAGGCCUAUAUUAUUUCCAGAUUUACAAGCAUUUACAGCCUUUUUGUUUUAAAGUUCAUGCAGUAUGCUCAAUUAAAUUAGUUCAACAUAAUGUCUAUCAACUGAAAUAUAAUCAUUUAAAGCCAUUUGUCAAAUAAAAUUUGCAAACAUA